Molecule: messenger RNA, 930 nt
Organism: Pelobates cultripes (western spadefoot toad)
Lineage: Eukaryota; Metazoa; Chordata; Amphibia; Anura; Pelobatidae
Source: the annotation of a GenBank genome assembly
AUGAUAGGAUACAUUGUAUCCAGACGAGAAGAAAAUUUAAUACAUCUAAAUGAGGAAAUCAUGUCCUGGAAACAACAGCUUAGUGAGACAACUAACCCUGAAACAUUUAAUCAGAUAAUAAGAGACAUUAAAAUUAAAGUAGAAAAAGUAGAAAAAGAUACUAUUGAAAUAAAAAAAAGGAAAUACCAAAGAGACAUUAACGAUUAUAAGACUGGCAAUAUAAGAUUUCCUAAAAGAUCCCAUUCUAACAAACAGAACUAUAGAAAGAACCAAUGGCGAACUCAGGAAGAAGUGAGUUCAUCAUAUAAUAAUCACAAUACUCACUAUAGAAAUGAGUCAGAAUCAUACUCCCAUAGAGAUGUACAAAGAAGGAACAUGUAUAGGAAUAGAGAACCACUCCAGGCCACAUAUAGACAUCCCCAUAACAGACGAGAUCACCAAAAUAGAAGCUAUAGUGAUGUAGUGAAACAGGGUUUAGACCCACACGAUGAGAGAUCCCCACAUGGAAGUAGCCUCAGAAUAAGGAGAAUGCCCUCACAGAAACAAGGAGAAACAAGAGAAUAUGAAAGAAAAAAGAGACAUUCUCCUGAACGAACACAAAGCUACAGAGAUACAGGUACUAUAGAAAACCACCAUCAGAAUCCUCGUUCCAAAUUUGAUCCAAUUAGGGAACAAAGAAGGAACGGGAAAAAAUACAGACAUCAUGAGGAUACAACGAGACUCACACAAAUUAAGGAAAGAAUGCCAGAAGAGCCUCAAACAGCACAAGCAUCUUCGCCCUCGGUUUUUUGGAGGGGACCAAUUCAGGAGAGACUCAAAUGGCGAGAGAACCCCCCAUCAUGGGAAUCCCCAGGCAAACGCCAAAGAUCAACAGAUUACGAAACAGAAGAGGAAGAAAUAAGAAACAAAGAAAAAAGGGGGAAGAUGUAA